Plectropomus leopardus (leopard coralgrouper) is the source of this 1055-nucleotide messenger RNA. The record is from RefSeq and is a predicted model, not a curated record. Lineage: Eukaryota; Metazoa; Chordata; Actinopteri; Perciformes; Serranidae.
AUGGAAAACCAAACUUUCAAUAUGGAUAUCUUACAGCUGGAGGGGUUAAAGGUCAGCCCCCAGUCCUCCGUCCCCGCCUUUAUCCUCCUCCUCCUCAUCUACGUCUUCAUCGUGGUGUCCAACCUCGGCCUGGUGGUCCUGAUCUUCAUGGAGAGGAGCCUCCAGCAGCCCAUGUACCUGCUCUUCUGCAACAUGAGCAUUAACGACAUCUUCGGGGCGACGACCAUCAUCCCUCGCUUACUGAGCGACGUUUUUGUUCCCAUGACGCAGCGCUACAUUCAUUAUUACGAGUGCGUUAUUCAGGCGUUCUGCGCUCAUUUUCAUGGCGGCACCUCGCACACGAUACUCAUGGUCAUGGCCUUCGACCGCUACGUGGCCAUCUGCAACCCCCUGCGGUACGCCACCAUCAUGACCACGAGGAUGGUGGUGACGUUGUCAGUGUCAGCGUGGGCGAUAAUGUUCCUUCUGGUCGCAGUUGCGGUGAGCCUCAGUGUCCGCCUGUCGCGCUGCCGGCACUGGGUCAACAACCCGUUCUGCGACAACCCCUCCUUGUUCAAACUGUCAUGUGAAAACAUCAUCGUCAAUCACGUUUACGGCCUCGGCAGCGCCGCCGUCACCAUGGGGGCCUCCCUCGGCAGUGUCUUACUCACCUACCUGAGGAUUGCCAUCGUGUGUUUAAGCAGUAAGAGUGAAGUGCUGAACAGCCGUGCCCUGCAAACCUGUGCCACUCACCUGGCCGUGUACAUCCUCAUGCUCGUGUCAGGCCUAAUCAUCAUCCUCCUCCAUCGCUUCCCUCCGUUAUCAGACUACAGAAAGCUGGCGUCCAUCUUGUUCCAUGUGAUGCCUCCCUCCAUGAACGCCAUCAUCUACGGACUGCAAAUCAAAGCGGUUAGACAAAAAUUUUUAUUUAAAUUUUGCUGGAGGAGGAGGACAAGUGCCUCUGUCCGCGUCGGAAGCUGAUUUUUCGCGCAGUAGAGCCUCCGUCAGUGGGCGGAGCUCUCCUCUGCUGUGGGCGGAGCUCUCCUCUGCUGUGGGCGGAGCUCUCCUCUGCUGUG